Hylaeus volcanicus is the source of this 981-nucleotide messenger RNA. Its product is annotated as cilia- and flagella-associated protein 251-like. The transcript has 5 exons. Lineage: Eukaryota; Metazoa; Arthropoda; Insecta; Hymenoptera; Colletidae. The record is from RefSeq and is a predicted model, not a curated record. Bases 1 to 645 code for a protein of 214 amino acids.
AUGGGACUGGGUGGUUGUGGAGACAAGUACGAGGAGAAGGGAGGUGGCACCAAGUACGAAGAGGACCAUGAUUCCGAGGAGGAGGAGAAGGGUGGCAAGGGGUACAAAGUCUUCGAGGAAUACGAGAAGGGGGAGCAAGGUCACCGUGACAUAGAAGACCAUCAGAAAAAGUACGACGAGAAGAGAGGGGAGGAGGAGGAGAAGCACGAGGAGGCCGAUCAUUACAAUGACAGUCAUCACGGAGAGAAGGGAGAGAAGGCAGCGGAGUUCGACGAGGAGGGGAAACACCAGAAGGGCUACAGCACCAAAGGGGAGCAUAGCAUCUUCAAAAAGGACGAGUACGAAAAGAAGCAUGACUUUUACGACGAGUACCACGAGGACGGCGAGAACGAGAAGCACGGAGGUUACCACCACGAACACGAGGGCAAGAAGGGCGGACACGAGAAGAUGGGGCACCUAGACUCCGGUCGUCGCGAGCAUCUCCACGGUAAGAAGAAGAAACACGAGGCAGGCCAUCACCGUCGCAAUCAAAAGGGUCGCAAACUUAACGACGGCAAUGACAGUCAUCAUCGACGCGAAAAGAAGUACGGCAUGAAGGGUGGACACGAAACGGGGAAACGAUGGUUUUCGACCAAUGGCCAUUAACACCUCAAUGAGUUAUAAUUGCUAAUGUAUUCAUUUAACUAAUUUAACGUCGAUAAUAAUCUCCAGGGCCUCUGGAAGUUAUACGGGGACGCGACACUACCGCCGCCCGCGGCUAAACGAGAUCUACAGGUAUCGGUAGGCGUGCCAUAUCGUCAGACUGACAAAUGAAUGGAUUUAUAAGUUUAGUAUAACAAAACAUUACAUAAAUUGACGACAAAGAAUCACUUAAUAACCUCAUCGAUUAACAUUUAAUGUAAAUGGGGGAUAGUCUCUUUUUUUACUUUUCCACUUAGGUUACCAGAUGAGUGUAGCGUUAAGUAGUAGAAAUCAACGAUU